GUCCUGACAGCCCAAGAGUGUGUUGUGAGCUCUGAGUGUUGGAAGGGAAACAGCAGGAGCUGGGACACGCACGCUUGAACAUCCCACCCCAACUGCUCGCCCUGCGCUCCUGGGAUUGCGCAGCCGAGAGACUGAAGGAAGGAAGGACAGUGCUGGAGUUUAGGGCACGGGUCUUUGGGUCCUCAGAGGCUGCGGGAAGGAAGCAGCCCAGGCGGGCCAGGGCUUUCCAGGCACUGCCCCGACAGCAUGAGUUUCCCGCGAGGUCCCCACGAUCGAGCGGUGAGCAACUCCAGCCCGUGGUGGCCUCUGAGCGCCGCCGAGGAUGCCAACAGCAGCCGGGAGGCAGCGGGGCACCGGGAAGGCAGCGACCCUCCAGGGGAUGUACGCAACGAGGAGCUGGCCAAGCUGGAGAUCGCCGUGCUGGCGGUGAUUUUCGUGGUGGCCUUGCUGGGCAAUAGCAGUGUGCUGCUGGCGCUGCAUCGCACGCCACGCAAGACGUCCCGCAUGCACCUCUUCAUCCGACACCUCAGCCUGGCCGACCUGGCGGUAGCCUUCUUCCAGGUGUUGCCACAGCUGUGCUGGGACAUCACCUACCGCUUCCGCGGGCCCGACUGGCUGUGCCGCGUGGUGAAGCACCUGCAGGUGUUUGCCAUGUUCGCGUCUGCCUACAUGCUGGUGGUCAUGACCGCCGAUCGCUACAUCGCUGUGUGCCACCCGCUCAAGACCCUGCAGCAGCCCGCGCGCCGCUCACGCCUCAUGAUAGCCGCCUCCUGGGUGCUGAGCUUCGUACUGAGCACGCCUCAGUACUUCAUCUUCUCUAUGAUCGAAAUCGAGGUGAACAACGGCACCAAAACCCAAGACUGCUGGGCUACCUUUAUCCAGCCCUGGGGUACCCGCGCCUACGUGACCUGGAUGACCAGUGGUGUCUUCCUGGUACCUGUGGUCAUCCUAGGUACCUGCUAUGGCUUCAUCUGCUACCACAUCUGGCGCAAUGUCCGUGGGAAGACAGCGUCGCGUCAGAGCAAGGGCAGCAAGGGCUCUGGGGAAGCCAAGGCUCCCUUCCACAAGGGGCUUCUGGUCACGCCUUGUGUCAGCAGCGUAAAGACCAUUUCCCGAGCCAAGAUCCGUACGGUGAAGAUGACUUUUGUGAUCGUGACUGCCUAUAUCCUCUGCUGGGCGCCUUUCUUCAUCGUCCAGAUGUGGUCAGUCUGGGAUGACAAUUUCAUCUGGACCGAUUCAGAGAAUCCUUCCAUCACCAUCACAGCCUUACUGGCCUCGCUGAACAGCUGCUGCAACCCAUGGAUAUACAUGUUUUUUAGUGGCCACCUCCUGCAAGACUGUGUCCACAGUUUCCCGUGCUGUCAGCACGUGGUGCAAAAGCUCGCCAAGGACGACUCGGACAGCAUGAGCAGAGGACAGACUUCUCACUCUAACAACCGAAGCCCAACAAACAGCACAGGGACGUGGAAGGACUCACCUAAAUCUUCCAGGUCCAUUAAAUUCAUCCCGGUCUCCACCUGAGCUGCACAGCCCUGCAGUCUGACUCUCGGGGGAGGGGAGCUUUGUAAUCCAUUCUCUCUGAAUCCAGCUAGAGAUCAUAAGAGCAGAUGAGUUUAUGUGAGAUAGCCGCAAACCAGCUCAAUACAUAGUUUCUAGCUGUGUUUUCCUCAUUGCUGUGACCAGAAGCUGAAUUACUUUUGCAUAGACUAUUAAUGAAAAUGUGCUACACUGAAAUGUGUAAGCCUGGUUUGUAACUGUACUGACUUUAUAUUCUGUGGUUGACGUUUUUGUUUGCUGUUGCUGUUGUAUUUUUAUUUCUGACGUAAGUGAGGCUUGAUUGCUUCAAGUCAUGUGAUGUGCACUGUUUCUGAACAAAGUGAAUUCAUGAUCUAAA
Messenger RNA from Mesocricetus auratus (golden hamster), 1894 nucleotides. RefSeq names its product arginine vasopressin receptor 1A (gene Avpr1a). Gene Ontology annotation, cellular component: membrane. Lineage: Eukaryota; Metazoa; Chordata; Mammalia; Rodentia; Cricetidae. Gene Ontology annotation, biological process: G protein-coupled receptor signaling pathway; positive regulation of vasoconstriction; regulation of systemic arterial blood pressure by vasopressin. Gene Ontology annotation, molecular function: peptide binding; vasopressin receptor activity. The record is from RefSeq and is a predicted model, not a curated record. Bases 247 to 1521 code for a protein of 424 amino acids. The transcript has 2 exons.